AUGUCUGAAGAAUCACGUUAUUACCAGGAAGCUUUGCAAGAGUACAAUGACUUGAAGAAAGAGUCUGAUCCUGAUGUAUGGGACAAAAGAAUCUCCGAAACUGGUUGCUACGUAGAGAAUCUGGCCUUGCAACUCUGUCAUGCAGAGACAAACGAUUGGAGACAAUGUAUGAAGGAAAUGGCAUUAUUCAGAAAAUGCUGGGAUACUAAGGGCAAUAGAGAUAGAGUCCGUACUGUUGAUCGCUAA
Messenger RNA from Torulaspora delbrueckii, 246 nucleotides. It is a transcript of the gene COA4, whose product is annotated as Coa4p. Bases 1 to 246 code for a protein of 81 amino acids. Gene Ontology annotation, biological process: mitochondrial respiratory chain complex IV assembly. NCBI's taxonomy places the organism in Eukaryota, Fungi, Ascomycota, Saccharomycetes, Saccharomycetales, Saccharomycetaceae. Gene Ontology annotation, cellular component: mitochondrial intermembrane space. The transcript has a single exon. The record is from RefSeq and is a predicted model, not a curated record.